Acanthamoeba castellanii str. Neff is the source of this 306-nucleotide messenger RNA. Its product is annotated as Tim10/DDP family zinc finger superfamily protein. Gene Ontology annotation, cellular component: mitochondrial inner membrane. Gene Ontology annotation, biological process: protein insertion into mitochondrial inner membrane. The transcript is spliced from 2 exons. Lineage: Eukaryota; Discosea; Longamoebia; Acanthamoebidae. Bases 1 to 306 code for a protein of 101 amino acids. The record is from RefSeq and is a predicted model, not a curated record.
AUGCCCUCGGGGAUGAGCGAGCAGGAGCGGGAGGACGUGCUCGCCGCCUCCGAAUUCAUCACCAUACAGAUGGACCUUUAUAAUCGAGUGCUGGGGCGAUGUUGGGACAAGUGCAUCGCGCACUACUGGGACAAAGACCUUACGGUGGGCGAGGGCUCAUGCGUCGAUCGAUGCGUUGUGAAAUACAUGACGGUGCAGCGGACAGUGGCCAAGCGAGUGCUGGGCAUUCGGGCUUGGACAAAGCGAGAAGAGGAGCGACAGAAGGUUAUCCAGAAGCUGAGGGACAAUCAGAUGUUUGGUGUAUAA